Debaryomyces tyrocola is the source of this 759-nucleotide messenger RNA. NCBI's taxonomy places the organism in Eukaryota, Fungi, Ascomycota, Pichiomycetes, Serinales, Debaryomycetaceae. The record is from the annotation of a GenBank genome assembly.
AUGAGUGUUACUAUGAGUUAUAAUAAUCACCAGAAUCAAAAGUACCAUCCAUACUCGUUCCGGCCAGACCAAAAUCGACAUGGAUACUAUCGCAUAAAUCAGAUUCCAAUACUGCACCAGCAGCCUCCAACAACACAAACUACGAUUCCACCACCUCAAAUACCUGGUAUCCAAAGUACAAUACAGACUACGUUACCUCAAGCACAACCACAUCCACACUUACAGGCCCCCAUUCAACAACCACAAGUUUACUACCAACCUUAUCCUCCCCAACAAUACUACACAUACGUCCAAACUCAAGGAGAAAAUUCUUUACCCUCCAACAAACGCAGAAAGACCAAGCAUUUUUCGACGUGGACGCCCGCAGAAGAUAAGCUUUUGCGAGAAUUGAAGGAGGAACAAAAGAUGGGCUGGAAGCAAAUUCUGACCUACUUGAACGAUAGAACUCCCAACGCAUGCCAGUUUCGCUGGAGAAGAGUUGUAGGCAGCAUAAAUGUAUCGAAUACUUCAGUUGCUACAUUGCCUCCUUCUUCACCUGCAGCCUCAUCGUCGAGAUCGCACUCAUUAACGCACAUCGACACCCUUAGUUCUCCCAUGACUUCGCCAAAACAACCUAACCCUAGUAUUGCAGAGUCAGCUGAAUCAGAGUCCAGGGAACACAUGCAAAUUGCAGAUACUACAUCCGACACAAGCAAUUCGUCUGAUAUAACUGAAAGACGUAAAUCCUCGCAUCACUCGAUAAACUUCUUAUUAAAUUAA